This is a messenger RNA of Labrus bergylta (ballan wrasse), 2601 nucleotides long. It is a transcript of the gene kri1, whose product is annotated as KRI1 homolog. Gene Ontology annotation, biological process: endonucleolytic cleavage in ITS1 to separate SSU-rRNA from 5.8S rRNA and LSU-rRNA from tricistronic rRNA transcript (SSU-rRNA, 5.8S rRNA, LSU-rRNA). Gene Ontology annotation, cellular component: 90S preribosome; nucleolus. The record is from RefSeq and is a predicted model, not a curated record. Lineage: Eukaryota; Metazoa; Chordata; Actinopteri; Labriformes; Labridae.
CGUAUGCACCGGAAACCACGUGGUCCAGCUUUUACACCACACACACGCAUGGAGCUGCUGGGAUGACUUCUCAGUAGGAACAACCAAAACACAAAGUUAUAUUCUUCAUCGACACCAUGGCGGGCAAAUCGGAAUUUAAAAUCAACUCCAAGUUCGCUCAGAAAUAUGAGAAAUACCGACAGAAAGAAGAACUGCAGAGACUGAAGGAUAAAUACGGAGACCAGGCGGAUGAGAGUCAGUCUGAAGAUGAGUCCAGCUCUGAUGACAGUGAAGUGGAGCUGGACCCGGAGAUUGAGAGAGAUUUCUACAGGACAUUAUCUCUGCUGAAGAAGAAGGACCCGAAGAUUUAUGAGACUGAUGCCAAGUUCUACUCAGAAGGGGCGUCCACCAGCGAGGACACGCCUUCGACCUCUAAGAAAGGCGUGAAGCCGAUGUACCUGAAGGACUACGAGCGCAAAGUCAUUCUGGAACGAGAAGGAAAAUAUGAAGACGACGAGGAGAGUGAUGACGAGGAGGCGAUCAAGAGACGAGAGCGAGCCGCCUCCCCGAGCUACAUGCAGGAGCAGAGGGAGCUGAAGGAAAGCUUCCGUAAGUUCAUCCAGGACAGCGACGACGAGGAGGAAAAGGAAGGCAGCGAGGGAGAGAAAGAACCCCAGCUGCUGAUCAGGAGGAUCAAAACGCAGGAUGAGAAGGAUAAAGAAGAAUCAGACUAUGUGGACUGGCUGAAAGGUCAGGCGGAGGUCGAGGGCCCCGAGGAGGUGAAGGACAUGAAAUACCUGAGAGAUUACUGGAACGACCCGGAGCUGGACGAGAAAGAGCGUUUCCUGAGAGACUACGUCCUCAACAAAGGAUACCUGGAAGAAGACCAUGAAGAAGAACGGAUCCCGACCUACGACGAGGUGGUCCAGGACGACGUGGAGGACUCUGAAGAGGAAGGCGAGACGUUCUUGGAGCGUCAGGACGACUUCGAGAGAAGCUACAACUUCCGCUUCGAAGAGCCCGACGCACAGGAGGUCAAAACGUACCCGCGUAACAUCGCCACGUCUGUACGCUCCAAAGACGAGAGCCGGAAACGGAAGAGAGCAGAAGUGAAGGACAGGAAGCAGAAGGAGAAAGAGCAGAAGCGCGAGCAGCUGAAGACGCUGAAGAACCUGAAGAGGAACGAGAUCAUGGAGAAGCUGAAGAAGCUUCAGGAGCUGACGGGGAACGAGCAGCUCGCCUUCAGUCAGGACGACCUCGAGGGAGACUUUGAUCCUCAGCAACACGAGCAGCUCAUGCAGAAGUUCUUUGGGGACGAAUAUUACGGAGGAGCAGAAGAAGAGAAACCUCAGUUUGACGAUGAAGAGGAAAUCGAAGAUCACUGGAACUGGGACACGUGGACCGGAGAGAAAGGAGAGGACGACGGCGGUGAAGAGGAAGAGCUCGAUGGCGAGGACUAUGACGCCUCGGGGCCGCACUGCGAAGACGAUAACUUCAUCAUGGACGCGGACUUCGACCCCAGCCUGCAGACGGCCUCCAAGAAGAAGAAGAAGAAGGAGAGGAAGAAGAUGAAGAAGGACGAUCUGCCGCAGACGGGCAAGAGGAGGAAGAAGUCUCACUUCGCAGAGGCCGUCACCAAGGAGAAACCCGUCUUUGAUCCACAGGAGAAGUCCUUCGAGCAGUACCUGGACGAGUACUACAAGCUGGACUACGAGGACAUCAUCGACGACCUCCCGUGCCGGUUCCGUUACAGACAAGUUCUGCCCAACGACUUCGGCCUGAGCACCAACGAGAUUUUAGAAGCUAACGAUAAGGAGCUGAACAGCUGGUGCUCUCUGAAGAAGACGUGCAUGUUCAGGUCUGAAAAGGAGGAGAUGAGUGAUCUGAAGAAUUAUAAAAUCAAAGCCCAGAAUGAAAAGAGGAAGAGAGAGAUCCUGAGCUCCGUGUAUUCUGAGGAGGACAAAGAGGCUGCAGAGGCUAAGACCAAAGUGGGGAAGAAGCGAAGAGAUCGUGUGAAGAAUGCUGAGAAAGAAAUCCCAGGAGCGGAGGACGGAGACGCUGCGGCGUCCGACCCGGACUCUACAAGAGAGACUCUCGCUCAGGACGGGGAAGACAACGACGAGGAGGUUCUGGUUCCCGUGAGUAAGAAGAUGAAAGCAGAUGAAGAACCCCAGGCGGCGGUCACUGCAGAGGAAACUGCAGAUAAAACCAACAAGGUGAAAAUCAGGACUGAGGUCCCGCCGUGGCUCAGGAACAAGCCUCAGUAUCCAGGAUGGCAAGGCGUCAAAAGAACCGGGGUGAAAAUAGGCGGGCGGGAGUUCAGCCGGUCGAGACUGAAGGCGUACGGUCUGAACCCCAAGAGACUGUUCUUCAGACAGCUCGGCCGAACGAGACGAAAAGCUCAGGAGAAGAAAGAGAAGCAGAAAAACAAAGAGAGGCUCUGAGAUCAGAACAAUACAAAGAUUUUUAUAGUCUGAUUAUUAAAUGUUUUCAUCAUGAAAAACAUUUGAUUCAUGUUUAUACUAUUAUAAAUAAGAUGACAUGCUGAAAUGUUUUCUCUUCUACAUUCAUGUGUUUAAGAUUUCACAAUGACUGUAAUAAACAUUUAUUAUUCAUAAAUCA